AUGAGCGGGAGAGACGAGGAGAAGUCCAUCAUCGGAUUGUUGAUUAAAUCUGAAGGCCAGGAUGCAGAGCUUCAUAUGUCAAAGGAGGAAGUAGUGGCUCAGAUGAAGACCCUCCUUAUCACGGGUUAUGAGACGAUAUCCAUCAGUCUUACGUGGGCGCUGAUCAAGCUAUUGCGACACCCCGAUGUCCAAACCUGCCUCAGAGAGGAACUGCUUGCGUUGGGCGCUGAUCCAACAUAUGACCAAUUGAAGGCCAGCCUCCCAUACUUGGAUGCCGUUGUCCAUGAAAUUCUGCGCAUCCAUCCUAUCCGAUGA
This is a messenger RNA of Suillus subalutaceus, 315 nucleotides long. RefSeq names its product CYP3A4. NCBI's taxonomy places the organism in Eukaryota, Fungi, Basidiomycota, Agaricomycetes, Boletales, Suillaceae. Gene Ontology annotation, molecular function: oxidoreductase activity, acting on paired donors, with incorporation or reduction of molecular oxygen; iron ion binding; monooxygenase activity. The record is from RefSeq and is a predicted model, not a curated record. The coding region runs from base 1 to 315 and encodes 104 amino acids. The transcript has 5 exons.